GCGCCCGUUUUGAAGCUGCCUUGAGCCGCAGCGCGGGCCGGACCGCGCCCCUUUUUAGGGUCCCCGCGCCCCGCGAGUCCGCGGCGUUGCCGGGACGUGGGUUCUGUUCCCCGCGCCGGGUCCCGCAUCGCCGAGGUCCGUUUGAGCGGGACCGAAGCCCCCGGGGCGGGGCGGGGCGGGCGGGCGUCCGGGGGCGCCCCGGGCCCAGCCCCCGCCAUGCCGCCCGGGAAGGCCCUGCAGCCCGUGCUGAAGAUGAAGGUGGACGAGCUGUUCCUGUGCUGGCUCAGCGAGGCCAGCACGCAGCGGAUGCUGCAGGACUGUCUGCGCCGCAUCAAGGCGCCCGGGCGGGACCAGCCGGCCACGGGGGACGCGGAGCAGCCCGCAGCCCCGCCCGCCGCCCCCAGGCCCAGCGGGCUCGACCCCCCGGGGACCCCCGGCCCGGGCCCCGCGCUGCCCCUGGGCGCCGCCUGCAUCCCCAGGAACGCGCCCCACGCUCGAGGCACCCGUAGAUCCGCAGGCACGAGGGUCGUCCAGACGCUGAAGCAGGAACCUCUGCCCCCGGCCACGAGCCAAAGCAUUCCGACCUUCUACUUCCCCAGAGGACGCCCGCAGGACUCCGUCAACGUGGACGCCGUCAUCAGCAAGAUCGAGGGCACCUUCGCCCAGUUCCCCCAGGAGAGGGCCAGCAUGGACGACAUGGGCCUGGUGGCUAAGGCCUGCGGCUGCCCCCUCUACUGGAAGGGGCCGCUCUUCUACGGCGCCGGCGGGGAGCGCACGGGCUCCGUGUCUGUGCACAAGUUCGUCGCCAUGUGGAGAAAAAUCCUCCACAACUGCCACGACGAUGCCGCCAAGUUCGUCCACCUGCUCAUGAGCCCCGGAUGCAACUACCUGGUGCAGGAGGACUUCGUGCCAUUCUUGCAGAACGUAGCGCUGCUGGAGGAGGAGGCGGACAUCAACCAGCUGACCGAGUUCUUCUCCUACGAGCACUUCUACGUCAUUUACUGCAAGUUCUGGGAGUUGGACACGGACCACGACCUGCUCAUCGACGCGCACGACCUGGCGCGGCACAAUGACCACGCCAUUUCCACCAAGAUGAUCGACAGGAUCUUCUCGGGAGCGGUCACGCGAGGCAGAAGAGUGCAGAAGGAGGGCAAGAUCAGCUACGCCGACUUCGUGUGGUUUCUCAUCUCGGAAGAAGACAAGAAGACGCCGACCAGCAUCGAGUACUGGUUCCGGUGCAUGGACCUGGACGGGGACGGCGCCCUGUCCAUGUUCGAGCUGGAGUACUUCUACGAGGAGCAGUGCCGGAGGCUGGACAGCAUGGCCAUCGAGGCCCUGCCCUUCCAGGACUGCCUCUGCCAGAUGCUGGACCUCGUCAAGCCGAGGACCGAAGGGAGGAUCACGCUGCAGGACCUGAAGCGCUGCAAGCUCGCCCACGUCUUUUUCGACACGUUCUUCAACAUCGAGAAGUACCUGGACCACGAGCAGAAAGAGCAGCUGUCCCUGCUCAGGGACAGUGACAGCAGCAGCUCCGAACUCUCGGACUGGGAGAAGUACGCGGCCGAGGAGUACGACAUCCUGGUGGCCGAGGAGGCUGCGGGAGAGCCCUGGGAGGACGGGUUCGAGGCCGAGCUCAGCCCCGUGGAGCAGAAGCUGAGUGCGCUGCGGUCGCCCCUGGCCCAGAGGCCGUUCUUCGAGGCGCCGUCGCCCCUGGGCUCCGUGGACCUGUACGAGUUCGCGUGCGGGGACGAGGACCUGCAGCCGCUGUGACGCCGCCCACGGGGGUCCGCGCGGCCGCUGUGGAAACCGUCCCGUCGUUGUCUUUUGCGGAAAACGCGUGCGUUUGUAUGGAAUGAUAAAUUUUUAUUUAUUCA
Molecule: messenger RNA, 1874 nt
Organism: Sapajus apella (tufted capuchin)
Lineage: Eukaryota; Metazoa; Chordata; Mammalia; Primates; Cebidae
Gene: PPP2R3B
Product: protein phosphatase 2 regulatory subunit B''beta
Exons: 11
Coding region: 217-1770 (517 amino acids)
Biological process (GO): protein dephosphorylation
Cellular component (GO): protein phosphatase type 2A complex
Molecular function (GO): protein phosphatase regulator activity; calcium ion binding
Source: RefSeq, a predicted model, not a curated record